Scaptodrosophila lebanonensis is the source of this 2499-nucleotide messenger RNA. RefSeq names its product neuronal PAS domain-containing protein 3. The coding region runs from base 66 to 1880 and encodes 604 amino acids. The record is from RefSeq and is a predicted model, not a curated record. NCBI's taxonomy places the organism in Eukaryota, Metazoa, Arthropoda, Insecta, Diptera, Drosophilidae. The transcript has 4 exons.
CAACAGAGGCAGAGCCGCAGGAAGAGAAUAAUAAAGAUUAUAAAUUGAAUAUAAAAGUUUAAAAGAUGACCACUGCCCGUUUUGCACGUUCGGGUCGCCUCCGGCUUUGCAUUCUCCUGGGAAUGUUUAUUGGACUUAUCCUUAUGAUCUUUGUCUACCACAUGUCUCAGAACCAAUUGGACGAGACCCGAGCCUUUCAGGUACGCUGCGAAAAAAACCAAGAGGGCCUAAACGAGCAGCUACAAUCACUGACAGAGCAGAAAUUUGCAGCUGAAAAGAAUCUGGACAUGAUGCGCAAUGAGAAAAUUAGUAUGCAGCAGAAUUACGAUGCACGUCUGAGCGAAUCGGAGCACAAGCAUGGGGAGAAGGAGCGUGAGUUGGCAGAGAAGUACGAGGCACAGCUAACCAAGCUGAAGUUGCUGGAAAAGAAACAUGCCGACUUGGAGGCGGACUGUGUGAAGAGCAAGAAACAGCACUUGGAGGACACCAAUGCAUUCGAGCAGAAGCUGCAGUCAUUACUCGCUGAACUUCAAAAGGACAAGAGUGCCAAGGAGCAGGAGGUGGCGGCUUGGAAGGAAAAAUACGAUGUAUUAUUGCGUGAUUCAGAGCGUAAGACGCACAGUCUGGAGGCCACCAUAGUCGAUUUUAAGGCGCAUUGCGACUAUGUGCCUAAGGUUCAACCUGCAGAGGCACCAGCAGAACAACAACAACUCAAUAGACCCGCUUCGCGCACACCGGAAACCACACAUAACUCGAGUCCAUCACAAUUGGUGCACAGCAUUGAGAAACCGCGCAAUUCCAAAUCCUUCAACGAACAAGUGCAAGUGAGUGACGGAUUCUAUCGGAUUGGCGGCGGGGUAAAUCUGAUAAGAAUUAACAAAACUGCAACAAAUGCAACAACAACUUCUACUAACAACAUCAAGCCUCAGUCUAGAAAGGAGCAGGAGCAGCUGCAACUAUUCCCUUUUUCCGCAACACGCAACAAUCACAGUCUGAUACUAAAUUCUGUUGAAAACUUUCAGAUUGUGCCAAAAUCAUUAAAAACCGCCGGCAAUGAUGCAGAUGCCGAACUAAAGCAACAGGAGCAGCCCGUCCUUGCCAUUUCAGCGUCCCCAUUGAGUGCGCCACGGAAACCGAGCAGCACAGCCAGCUCAGUUGGAGGAGCAGCAGGUGCGGGAGCCGGCGCUAUCCCAGAAGCUGGUGAUGCCUCGAUAGCACCUAAACUGAGCAGCAGCAGCGGCAUGCCGCCCUUGGCAAUGCCACCGCCCAAGCCCGCAGAACGCAAGCUGCCCGAGAACGUGGCGCCCAUACCAGAGAACUUCGAGGACAAAGCCGAGAGUAACAAACUCGAUCCAGCUGAUGUGGAUACAGCCGCCGAAGAACUGCCCAAGAAUGAGAUUGGCAAUGACAAUAAAAACAAUCGCUAUGCCAAUGCUGUCAACGAUCUAGAGCAGGGCAAGGCAUUAGGUGUAGCGCCCAAACCAAAUGAAGAUUCCGGAGCUCACGAGGUUAAGGAUUUCAUGAAUGAGCAAAAUUUUAAUUUACCCGCAGCUGCGGCCGAGAAUCAUUUCUUUGAUGGCGAUGCGGCUGCCCCAGCUGCUGGAAACAACGACGAAGGCGUAAAGGAUGCGGCAGCUAACAAUAAGCAGCCGGCCCAAGCCAACGAGGCAGGCGAGGAUGACGACGAUAUAGCCGAUGUGGCUGUUAAACAGCCACAACAUUUACUCGAUGCUGAGAAUUUGAAUAAUGAAAUCGCUGGCGAUCAGGGCAAAGAAUUUCCCGAAGGACUGCAUUUGGAUGAUGGCAUAGAGGAGGAUCAGGAUGAAGAUGACUAUUCCUUUCCGCAACGAAAACAGGGCGCUGAGGCCAUUAGACAUUGAGCUCCAAGAGCUUUUUCCGCUUGAUGCAGUCAGAGUGCAUAAAACAACAUUGUAUGUAUCUAUAUAAGCGGGAUGUGUGCAAAGAAAAAUUAAGAAAUUAACCCCAUUGGUAGAAUGUAAUUAAGUUGCAGUGCAAAAAUGGGCAUGGAAUAGGAACUAUUAACCUCAUUCUAACACGUCUAACAAGGCUAAUUUCUCCUUGAAGUUAUUUCUAUUUAAAAUAGCAUCACCUUUCUGCUUUAAGUUGCGUAAGUCCCAUAUAAUACCUUGAAUUAACAAUAUAAUUAGUCUAAGUCAAUAAUAUUUCUAGCACACCCAGUGAGAGCUAUUUAAAGUACUAAUGUGUCUGUUAAUCUCGAAAAUGAUAUUGAUAUUCAAAGAAUAUUCCAUCUUAAUAUAAUCCUAUAAGUUCAAACAGUAUGUACUCCGGGCUUGACAUUUUGUAAAUUACAAAUGAACCCUUUAAUUAAUUCCUCGAAAUUUGUAAACUAAGUUUUCUAGCAAAGUUUCCCUUUACGAACAAAAUAUUUUAAAUAACAUUUCUUCUAAGAAUUAGUCGCAAAUUUUAAAUACCUUUAACAUUACCUCUCACACAAAAUCAUUUAUAUUUCCAGCAGAG